AUGGCAGGAUUAGGCAUCAUAGCUUCCGUCGUCCAGAUCGCAGACGUCGGCCUUCGCCUCAGCAUCAAACUCUACACCUUUGGCGAAAUAGUCGCCAGCGCAGACCGUUCCGUCAUCUCCAUCUCAAAGGAUGUCUCCCUUACGUCUGGGGUGUUGAAAGAGCUUGGGCACAUACUUGAUAAGGACAAGGAAACUGGGACAUUCUCGGAGAAUGCCGUCCAAACCGCAGAUGGCGUCGUCAAGGAGUGUCUGGAGGUGUUUCAGGAGAUGGAGAACAUAUUGGUGAAGAAAUUGCCCAGUCUGGAACGUGGACGUAGGGAAGGGAAGGGAGGAGAGAGGGCGAAGAGGGCGACGAUCAUGUUGGAGAGGCUCAAGUGGGGGUAUUUGCAGCCGAAGCUACAACUGCUGCGAAGCAAUCUGGACAGACUGAAAUCGACGCUCUUGUUGAUGUUAAAUGUUAUCACUUACGCUAGGCAGGUGUCUGGGAAAACCGAGCCGCCAUCUGUGAUCGCUGAGCAGAGGUCUCUCAUCGAGGAUCUGGCGCAUUCGAACCGCGAAUACAUUCGCAAAUUUGAAGGAUUGAAGCUUGGAGUUGGGGGACCUGCAGUAGAGCAUGUGGAUGAUGCUUUAAGCAUUGGAGCAUUCGAAGGGGAACCGAGCACUACAACAGGGUCACAGCCAGGAGCAUCUACCCGCACAUUUGAGAGGAUGAAGCUUUCUAUUGGAGGGAUACCGCUACAGGACAGAAACAAUCCUUGGGGCCUUGGAUCCAGGGGGCCCACCACUGCGAUAAAUUCGUCGCCAAAAGCACCAAGCAGUGUGACAAGAUCGCUGGCCACGCCGCCAAACGCAAACAUCGAAAACGUGUUCAUCAAUACAAACGUACAGACUAAAAAGGCAAUGCCACCAGUAGGAGAGCGAGGAAUACCAACAACAGAGGCGUCGAUGGGGUUGGACCAAGAAGUGCUCUUCAAGCAGCUUGAACAUUAUUCGAUGCUCAUCAGAAAUUUACUGAAAGAGGUGGAUGAAGCACAAUAUAAGGUCACAUACAAGAGCCGAUUGCGAGUGAAGGGCGGUAUAGCAGGUCUCCAUGAGGGUGAAAGGCAGGAGCUUGAGAAGAUUUGGGGGUGCACGGCGCUGCAAAGUGCGGAAGAAAGACUUGAUUCUCUCACGGAGGGACUGGAAGAACUGCCUAGGAUGAAUAGAUUCGUGGCGAGAGACCCUGUCAAGAUGUUCUCCCCUAGCAAGCUGAGGCUCAAGAGAACACCCCUGUCGAUGGCGGCAAACCGUGGGCCCGACAGCAGAGAGCAAGAGGAGGCUUCCUUCUGGUUACCACAAGCCACACCGGAUGGACGUUUGGUCUAUUUGAAUUCAAUCACUGGGACAUCCACGAUGGAAAACCCUUCCAAAAUGUCAAUUUCGGUCAACGAGGCUGCCGCAAAACGGAGCAGGAUCAUCGGUAUGUCUGAGAACAAUCGAAAUCCUAUUGAUAGGCUGGCUGGGGUCUACACAAGGAACGAUUCCGUACCAGAGUCGGAAUAUUACCUUUCAGAUAAGAAAUACAUCAAGAUUUCGGACUCCGUCCCAAGAGCCUCGAGAGACAAUCCGAGAAUUGAGGAGUCAUGCGCGCCAAUCGCCGACACGGAUAUCAAGCCGGCAGGGGAGCGGACCAGAAAAAAAGCAGAUCAUGCUAGUACGUCGAGUGACAUGAAGACCCGAACCUUAGGCCGCAAGAAUGUCAAGGGUCUUGCGUUGAGCGCCGCACCAAAGGCGGUCCCUGCUCCGUCAGCGACUGGCACAGCGAGGGAUGAAGUGGGGAUGGAGCAUUAUCCUAAUCUGUGGGAAGCAAGCAUUGUUGGAGCAGCGGCUGGCGCAGGCGCUUUCACCUCACACCACCUAUCGGGCCAAUCAAGUGAAAACGGGCCUGUGCAGUUUCGAGACUCGAAACCCACGGUUGCUGAGUACUCCGAUCGAGAUCCUAAUACGGACAAAUGGCUAGAGCAGGAACAUGAAAGGGAAGAUCGCUGUCAUGAAUCCGAAAGUUUGAAAUUAAAACUAUAUUCAUUGGCUGACUACCAGAAUAUGACAAAUUACACCGAUGACGGCAGGGAUGCCCCAUACCUGGACAAAGUCACCGCUACGCAAGACCCACAGGCUGUAGCGCCGUUCAACCUUCGGAUGGGGGAUGAUAUGCCUCAAUCGAAACCAUCUUCCUUACUUGAUCAUCUUUGCGGAACCAAGGACGCUGGAGUAACACCAGAUGGUACAGUGCUGAUCGAGCAGUUCCGUGGAUUGAAACGGAACUUCGAGCAAGAGCAUCAAGAGACAGUUUACGGGAACCGAACGAGUGAGACAGAAGUCACCGCUCGCGCUAGUCAGAAUACAGUACCUCUUCCGGAGGACAACGCCGCCUUGGAUGCAAAAUUCCCGCGUGCCAUCGCUUCCUAUUUCCGAGACCAUGAAGGUUCAAAGAUGCCUCAAGCCAUAGCGCAGCGUUCCACAUUGGCGGGUUCCCAAGAGUAUCAAGAUGCUUCACCCGGUGACAUUGGAAUUCCAGGACUCUCUGCGCGCAGUGACUGUUCUCAGAAUGAUGCGCUUGAAAGUCUCGCCGGCGCCAGAAAUUCAAGGCCUUCUCGGUCUGUUUCUGAUGGUAUGGGAGAAAGACAGAUGGAUCGGGCUUUGAGAAUCAUGAUUCCAGAUCCUGAUGGUGUAUUGAAGCCUACCACUCUCCCUCCCCUUCGCAGGCCAGACCAAGGUCCUGUCCUCGAAUUCUGGAACAUUUUCGGACCAACGAAAAACGGCCGAGAAAGGUCGAUCCGCCGAAGAUCAACUCGUGCUGCUUUUGCUUCCAAAGGUUUCAAGCACCCAUUGGUGUUGUCAGUUGGCGCGACCGCAUGGACCACGUCAAGAAUCAUCAUCAUUGUUUGGGCCAUCGUCUGGCGGCCGCUCGAUAUGACUUUGCCCUCAUUGAAUACUUUUGGCAAAAUGGCUUACUGUCGUUGGCGGACUAUCAGGGAAUUGAAACCGAAUUCUGUCAACAAGCAUGGCAACAACAUUGGCCACGCAGAGCAAGCGGAUACAUCGAUUCUUAAGGGACUUCAGACCAACAAGCAAGGCAUGGUUAUCGGUCCUGAAGGCGUCCCGAUCGCUCGUCUCGUGGAAGGCAAGGCAAACGAGCUUGUCGGCAAGAUAUGUGACGAGGACGGUCAGCUCUGGAAUGAUCUCGGCAAGGUCAUCGGACGGUGCGAGCUUAUCCCUGAGAAUGAGCGCGAGGCUAAAGCUGAAGGUUCUUUCGCUGGGCUGGAGGGCUGUGUCGUUGUCAAGGAUGGCAUGAUUGAAGACGAAAAUAAACGUAGAGUUGGAGUCGUUGUCGAGGGCGAUGCGACGCGACUUAUUGGCCGUGCUGUUGAUGAAGACGGAGAUAUCAUUGACAAUUAUGGUAACGUCAAAGGUCAUGCCGAGCUGUAUGAGGAACCCCAAGAAGAAAUGGCAGAACUGUCUUCCAUGGGAGGGGACCUCGUCGAAAGUGCUGUGGAUGAAGCAAUAGAGCCCGUCACUCGAUUCAAAAUCGAUGAAGAGGUGAUCAAUUCGCACGUCACGGGAUCAGGGUACAGGCCACCCAUGCGUCGUGCAGUUGCAGCAUGCACAGCCUGUAGAGAACAGAGGGUCAAAUGCGACAGGGCCGAGCCAAUGUGUGUCCAUUGCGAACAAUACGGGGUAAAAUGCAUCUACAACAAUAAUACAAAUCUGAGCCAAGGCGCUGGUCCAGACCUAUCUUCUAAUGUCAGACCCGGUGCAGAUCGCCCAACGUUCCAGCGAGAUGACAGCUUCUCAGACUCGGCUGCAGAAGCGAAGAUGGAAGCCGACCGCAAUUUUUUCAAUGAACCGAAAUCUGCAAUCUCAAGUAGACAUUACCUACUCUCUUUCAGCGACGACGUCCCCAACAGUGACCGGAUUCUCGAGCGUGCCGAUCCCCUACGGCCUCCCGCCUCUGAUGCAGAGAAGCGCAUUCAAAAGCAAGCCGAUACUUUUCAGUGCACAUUAUGCCCGAAGAAGUUCACUCGCGCUUACAACUUACGAUCUCACCUCCGGACCCAUACUGGGGAGCGACCUUUUCUAUGCACAGUCUGCGGCGAAUCUUUCGCGCGCCUGUUCGAUCUCAAAAGACAUGCGGCGCUGCACAGCGGAGAGGAAUCUCAUUCCGACGAGCGCGAUCCUGGUAGCGAUGUCGAUUCAAAGGCAUCGAUGAAGAGAGGAGAAGAGAGUUCAACACAUACGCGUCCCCAAGAAAAAGACCGGAAAUUCAUUUGGCCGGAGUUGGGGGACGACUCUCCGGACAUCAUAAUUCCUGUCGGCACAUCGUAUGAUGCGGCCGCCCCUUCAUCCAUCGACAACGCCUACUUGACUGAAGGUGACGAAGAGCAGAAAAACAGAUUUAUGGAGACGACAGACGAGUACAAAGAGUUAAUGGACGAGAAUGUCCUUGGUCAAGACUUUCACCAGCAGGCACGCAUGCAACAGCAUCGAAGUGCACUCGACGCAUCAGCUCUCAUGGAAGAACCCUCAGGUCCAACCUCUCCUCGUUAUACCUGGUCUUUUUCAGCACCCACGGAGUUCAAGUUUCCAGAGACGCAAGAUACGGCAGCGGCGCGAACUAGAAUCCAGGAUCCAGGCAUUGACUUGGAUUUAGUGGAUAGCGUGCUGGAAAGAGGGAGCUCUGAGAGGUGGCAGCGCGGAAGCGAACAAGGCGAUCCGGGGAUGGCGGAUAUGGAGUUGGUAGAUCGCCUCGUUUUCUUGUGGACCACGGUGAAGCAUUUGUAA
This is a messenger RNA of Letharia columbiana, 4821 nucleotides long. RefSeq lists its product as uncharacterized. The record is from RefSeq and is a predicted model, not a curated record. Gene Ontology annotation, molecular function: zinc ion binding; DNA-binding transcription factor activity, RNA polymerase II-specific. The transcript has 3 exons. Gene Ontology annotation, biological process: regulation of DNA-templated transcription. Lineage: Eukaryota; Fungi; Ascomycota; Lecanoromycetes; Lecanorales; Parmeliaceae. Bases 1 to 4821 code for a protein of 1606 amino acids.